Molecule: messenger RNA, 615 nt
Organism: Effrenium voratum
Lineage: Eukaryota; Dinophyceae; Suessiales; Symbiodiniaceae
Source: the annotation of a GenBank genome assembly
AUGUGUGAUGGGGGCUUGGACCCAGCCACCACCAAGUCCUUCCUCUACCAGCUCCUUCGGGGAAUAGCGUAUUGCCACGCCCAUCGAGUUUUGCAUCGUGACUUAAAGCCUCAGAACCUGUUGAUCAAUAGAGAAGGCUCCCUGAAGCUGGCGGACUUCGGCCUGGCGAGGGCCUUCGGCAUCCCCGUGCGGAGCUAUACGCACGAGGUUGUGACGCUGUGGUAUAGAGCUCCAGAUGUUCUGAUGGGCUCGCGGAAGUAUUCGACUCCAGUAGACAUCUGGUCGGUUGGCUGCAUCUUCGCAGAAAUGGUGAACGGGCGUCCGCUCUUCCCGGGAGACACCGACGCCAACCAGCUGCAGAAGAUCUUCAAGAUCCUUGGCACUCCCACGGCGGAGCUUUGGCCCUCGAUCACCGAGCUGCCCGACUGGAAGCCGGACUUCACCAUGUUCGAUCCUCAGCCGUGGGGUAACAUCACGCCUUCUCUGGACGCGGAGGGCAUGGACCUCAUGUCGAAAUUCCUCCAGUACUGGCCGGAGAAGCGAAUAUCUGGCAAAGCCGCCCAGGACCAUGACUACUUCAGGGGUCUCAGCGAAGCCAUCAAGAACAUGAAGUGA